Molecule: messenger RNA, 499 nt
Organism: Ambispora leptoticha
Lineage: Eukaryota; Fungi; Glomeromycota; Glomeromycetes; Archaeosporales; Ambisporaceae
Source: the annotation of a GenBank genome assembly
AUGAAAUCUACUACACAAAUUAAUGCACUUCUUACUGGAAGAAUCAUACUACAACAAUUGUUGAACAUUCAAAAUACAACUUCUGAAACUUUUUUAGUUCAUCAACCUAUUAAGCAAAAGAAAAAAAAAUUAGUUACAGUAGAUGAGAUUUCAAUAAAUAUUCCAGAAUUCUGUGAUAAGGUUUCAGCAUGCAAACUUAAAAUAUUCACAACUGCUGGACCACGAUUAGUAGAACUUCUUAAUGCUUUAAAUGACAAUUGGAUGGAUAAUAUUAACCAAGCUACUUUUGGUUCAAAAACUUCAAUACCAUCAACUCCGAAAAGAAUUGCUAAAGCUCUAGAUACUGUAUUCGAAAAUUUAAAUGAAACUAAUUCCAAACUAAACUGUAUUAACGAAGUAUUUGAACAACACCAAGAAACAGUUUCUAUUCAAGCUACAAAGCUUCAAGACAUGUAUAAUAAUUUAAACACAACAGUUCAAGAUAUUUUUUCUACUUUAA